Molecule: messenger RNA, 1850 nt
Organism: Syngnathus typhle (broad-nosed pipefish)
Lineage: Eukaryota; Metazoa; Chordata; Actinopteri; Syngnathiformes; Syngnathidae
Gene: ruvbl2
Product: RuvB-like AAA ATPase 2
Exons: 14
Coding region: 81-1439 (452 amino acids)
Biological process (GO): box C/D snoRNP assembly; chromatin remodeling; regulation of transcription by RNA polymerase II
Cellular component (GO): NuA4 histone acetyltransferase complex; R2TP complex; Ino80 complex
Molecular function (GO): DNA helicase activity; ATP hydrolysis activity; ATP binding
Source: RefSeq, a predicted model, not a curated record
UCUUUUCGGACUUAUUUAGCUUGUGCACUUCACAGAAACAAGCGCCGCAUUCUCACGUUUUGACAAGUUCUACCGUGCAGAUGGCAACUACUAAAGUUCCAGAAGUUCGUGACAUCACACGGAUUGAGAGAAUUGGUGCACAUUCUCACAUACGUGGCCUUGGUUUGGAUGAUGCUUUGGAACCAAGACAAGUGUCUCAGGGGAUGGUUGGCCAGCUGGCCUCCAGACGGGCAGCAGGGGUCAUCUUGGAGAUGAUCAAAGAUGGCCACAUCGCCGGCAGGGCAGUCUUGAUUGCAGGCCAGCCCGGCACUGGAAAGACUGCCAUCGCAAUGGGUAUUGCGCAGAGUCUCGGCCCUGACACCCCCUUCACAGCCUUGGCUGGCAGCGAGAUCUUCUCUCUGGAGAUGAGCAAGACUGAGGCGCUCAGCCAAGCUUUUAGAAAAGCCAUCGGCGUGCGGAUCAAGGAGGAGACGGAGAUUAUUGAAGGAGAAGUCGUAGAAAUCCAGAUUGAUCGACCUGCCACUGGAACGGGUGCCAAGGUGGGCAAGUUGACUUUAAAGACUACUGAGAUGGAGACAAUAUAUGACCUGGGCAACAAGAUGAUUGACAGUCUCAGCAAAGAAAAGGUUCAAGCGGGUGAUGUCAUCACCAUUGACAAAGCCACUGGCAAGAUCAGCAAGUUGGGCCGCUCGUUCACCAGAGCCAGAGACUAUGACGCCAUGGGAGCUCAGACCCAGUUUGUGCAGUGCCCCGAGGGUGAGCUGCAGAAAAGAAAGGAGGUGGUGCACACGGUGUCCCUGCACGAGAUCGACGUCAUCAACAGCCGCACGCAGGGCUUCCUCGCUCUUUUCUCCGGAGACACUGGCGAGAUCAAGGCGGAAGUCCGCGAGCAGAUCAAUGCCAAAGUUUGCGAAUGGCGGGAAGAGGGAAAAGCGGAGAUCAUCCCUGGGGUGUUGUUUAUUGACGAAGUGCACAUGCUGGACAUGGAAUGUUUUUCCUUCCUUAACCGUGCCUUGGAAAGUGAUCUGUCCCCAGUUCUCAUUAUGGCCACCAACAGAGGCAUCACUCGCAUUCGUGGCACAAACUAUCAGAGCCCUCAUGGCCUCCCCCUGGAUCUGUUGGACCGCCUGCUCAUCAUCGCCACCUCACCUUACACUGAAAAAGAGACAAAGCAAAUCCUAAAGAUCCGAUGUGAGGAGGAGGACGUGGAGCUGAGCGAGGAGGCUCACUCGGUCCUGACUCGCAUCGGCAUGGAGACGUCACUGCGAUACGCCAUGCAGCUCAUCAGCACGGCCGGUUUGGUGUGUCGCAAACGCAAGGGCACCGAAGUACAAGUGGAGGACAUAAAGAAGGUUUACUCUCUCUUCUUGGAUGAGGCCAGGUCUUCUCAGUACAUGAAGGAGUACCAGGAAUCCUUCCUCUUCAAUGAAACACGUUAGUAACAUCGGAAACAACUCAAAUGGAAACCUCGUAAUGAAGACCACGUGUUUUCCUUCUGUGUGCAUUUUUAGUUGUCCAUCUUCAAACUUUUCUUAGGAUUUGAAAUAAAACAAGUGCAUAACUUUCAAUAUUAUGGCUUUGUUUCCAUAUGUAUACAUGCCUAAUGUAAGAUAUGAAGAUAUACAAUCUAAGUAAGCAAGAUAAAAUUUUCUUCAUAACCAAGUCAAGUAAGUAGCAAUCACUUGCAGGAUUUGUCUACACUUGUGUUCCAAAUUCACCUUUUUACUUUUUGUUGUUUGAGCAUGUUGCCUUCAUGUUAAUCUGCAAGGCCUUGUGGCAAGGAUAACAUUUUGUCUCCGUUGAAUUGUCAUGACAUGCUUUUUAUUUCUCAUUAAAAUGAUUUAACUGUU